GAUCGUUAGGCAAACUGGUCUAGUUCUGAAAAUCCCUAGCUGGUUUCUUUAGCCGCAAUCUACAGAUUUGGAAGUUAGGUUUCACUUGUUAGACGGGCUGCCGUAGCUUCGCUGAUUUUCUGACGUGACGGGAGGCAACCAAGAGUACUUCACCAGCAAGUUACGCAAAAGGAGCUGCAAUAUUUUUAGUUGUGUGUUUUCCACUGGUGUACUCUACCCACACUCAUAUCCAGGUACCGACAUGGCAUCUGCUGUGAUCUCAGUUCCCACGACGACCUCGCGCUUCGCACUGCUGCAGGUUGACAGCGACUCUGAUUCCGACUCUGAAGCAUGCAAGAACAAGGCUGCCCAGGAUUCUGGCAAGAGCCGGGCUGGGAAGGCCUCGGGGGGCAAGUCCGGCCAGGGCAGUGAGAAGAAGAAGGACAAAAAGAGGAAGAAGAAAGAACAGCAGCAUAGUGAGGCUAAUGAGCUGAGGAACCUGGCCUUCAAGAAGCUCCCCCAGAAGUCGUGCGUGCCUCAGCCGGCACCGACACUGCAGAGCGUGGCCAACGAACUGCUUCACCCUUCCGCUGGCGAGCAGGAGGCCCCACAGGAAAACUGGCAGCAGUGGAAGCGAAGAGACGAACUGUUAACAAGUGAACUUUAUGAAGCAGAUCUGGAAAAGGCCUUAAUUCUGAGCAAGCUGGAGUAUGAGGAGCACAAAAAGGAAUAUGAAAAUACUGAAAAUACCAAAGGGGGAAGCAAGAAGGAUAAAAGAAAAAAUCAGCAGGGCAAGGACAAGCGUCUCACGGUGUCUCUGAAGGACUUCCAGACUGAGGGAGGCUUCGAUCAGCUUAACAGGAGACAAGACAAAGAGGAGCCGAAACCUAUGCAUCCUGCAUCUCAUGAUGACAGGUUCUUCAACAAGCUGGAGGACGAUGUCAGCAAAAUCGUCCUGAGGGAGAAGCGACGGGAGCAGUUCAGCAAUAGCGGCAGUAUGGAGGUCACCACCUCAGUGGAGUAUGAGCCAGAUGUAAGAGCUGAACAACUAAAAUAUGAACUUGAAAAAAAAGACUUGGAAAUUGAAAAAUUAAAGAAGGUCAUUUCCCAGUGGGAGGUGAAGUAUAAAGACGUAAGGGCAAGAAAUACUCAGUUACUAAAGAUGCUUCAGCAAGGAGAGAUGAAAGAUAAGGCAGAGAUUCUUCUGCAAGUCGAAGAACUUUUGAAAAUAAAGGAGGAGUUGUCUGCACAGGUAUCAUUAUUGCACGCCUCCCUUGAACAAGAAAAGUCCAAAGUAAAAGGUCUACAGUCUGAGCAGCCAAAACACCAUCAGGGAAAUAAGAAGGGGCAAAAACCCCUCUGAAUCGCAUCCCUGAAGAUCCACGUGGGAGGGGAUCUAUGGCAAAGCUGCUCCUCUUCAGGAUAUUCUCCGUUUCCCUGCCAGAACUUCUACUCUGUCAGGCUUGCCCCAGAGUGUAGGACAGGGCUACAUGAGGAUGCUGGGCCAGUGGCCUUGUCCCUCAGGGCUGCCAGCCAGUACACUAACUUCUGACUUGCUGCAGUGUUCUUUUUUUUAAAUGGCUGAUCUAAUUAAAUCAUUUUUUCCUAAUCUUUAUUAGUGAUGUGUUUCUUCUCUAAUCGCUGAUCAGUCUGAGCCACUGGCACUUGUAUUCCUUUUUUUGUAUUUACCUUCAGUUUUCAGUUUGUUCUAUUGCAAUGUAAAAUCUUGUAUAUGUUUUUUUUCUUCCUUCCCCCCAAGAUAAACUACUUUUCCAGCGUAAA
This is a messenger RNA of Brienomyrus brachyistius, 1761 nucleotides long. It is a transcript of the gene gkap1, whose product is annotated as G kinase anchoring protein 1. Gene Ontology annotation, biological process: signal transduction. Gene Ontology annotation, cellular component: Golgi apparatus. The coding region runs from base 242 to 1342 and encodes 366 amino acids. The record is from RefSeq and is a predicted model, not a curated record. NCBI's taxonomy places the organism in Eukaryota, Metazoa, Chordata, Actinopteri, Osteoglossiformes, Mormyridae. The transcript is spliced from 14 exons.